CGACAGAAGCGAGCCGCGGUUGGACGCAAGCUGCGCAGGAGACGGUGUAGUGACAGUGUUGUGACAGAAGGAUUUUCUUUCAGGUUCGGAGAUAUGAAACAUCAGCGCGCGCCGAUCGCGGCAGCACUAUGGAUCUUAUUCGCCGCCUCCGUCGGCGACGGCCAGAUCGUGAACCCCGUGGUCUCCCUGGCCAACUUCCUGAACGAGGGCGGCCACCAGUACGACAACGAGCCCCCCGACCAGGCCGACCUGCUCCCGGAGUACGACUACAUCAUCGUCGGCGCCGGCACCGCCGGCUGCGUCCUAGCUAACCGCCUCACUGAAGUCAAAGAAUGGAAAGUCUUACUAUUAGAAGCCGGGGUGAACGAAAACUUUAUCAUGGAUAUCCCGCUGGUAGCUAACUACUUACAGUUCUCGUCCGCAAACUGGAAGUAUAAAACGAAAGCAUCGUCCAAGUAUUGCGCCGGGUUCGAGAACAAACAGUGCAACUGGCCCCGCGGCAAAGUAGUCGGAGGCUCCAGUGUACUUAACUAUAUGAUCUACACCAGGGGAUCACCCUACGACUUCGAUAACUGGAAAGCGAUGGGCAACGAAGGCUGGGGAUGGGAGGACGUACUUCCUUAUUUCAAAAAGGUUGAAAACUUUAACAUACGUUCGUCUUAUGACCCGAAAUAUCAUGAGCAGGGUGGCCACGUUAAUAUUGAACAUGCGCCUUUUCGUACUACAAAAGGAAAAGCAUGGGUAAAAGGAGCCCAAGAGUUAGGGUUCAAAUAUGGCGAUUAUAACGGUGCCACUCCAGCCGGAGUGUCAUUUUUGCAGCUCUCUAUGAAAAACGGAACACGCCACAGUUCCAGUCGGGCCUACUUGCACCCUAUUAACGGGAGAAAAAAUCUUCACCUGUCAAAGGGAAGUCUAGCGACCAAACUGAUUUUAGAUGAUAGCAAAACCAGAGUAAUAGGUGUAGAGUUUGAAAAACAUAAUAUGAAAUACAAAAUAUUUGCAAAAAAAGAAGUAAUCUUAUCGGCCGGAGCUCUUAACUCGCCUCAACUACUGAUGUUAUCAGGAAUAGGACCAAGAAGUCAUUUGGAAGAAAUGAAAAUACCUGUAAUGAAAGAUCUAGCAGUCGGUUACAAUCUGAUGGACCACAUUGCGGCUGGAGGGGUACAGUACAUAGUACGGCCACAAAACGUAUCUAUAUCUACGGAGUAUAUAUUUAGUCAUUUAGAUGUGGUUUUUAAAUGGAUGAGAACACAUAAAGGACCACUAUCGAUACCUGGAGGAUGCGAAGCUCUAAUUUUCAUGGACUUGAAAGACAAGUUCAAUACUACUGGAUGGCCGGAUAUGGAGCUGUUAUUUAUAACCGGUGGGCUAAAUUCGGACCCAUUGCUACGCAGAAAUUUUGGUUUCGACGACCAAAUAUUUGCUGACACCUAUGGUCCACUCGGCAGAGCCGAAGCAUUCAUGAUAUUCCCUAUGUUAAUGAGGCCGAAAUCGCGCGGGAGGGUGAUGCUACAGAGUAGGAACCCUAAAGCUUCGCCUUUAUUGAUUCCAAAUUAUUUUGACGAUCCAGAAGAUUUGCAGAAAAUUGUAGAGGGGAUUAAAGUUAGUAUUCAAAUAGCGCGGCAACCUUCGAUGAAGAAAAUGGGGACAAAAAUGUACGAUGUACCUAUAGAAGAAUGUUUACAAUAUGGUCCAUUUGGAAGCGAUGAAUACUUUGCGUGUCAAGCGCGGAUGUUUACGUUUACAAUCUACCACCAAAGCGGGACUUGCAAGAUGGGACCAGCGAGCGAUCCGACAGCUGUAGUCGACCCUAGGCUAAGACUUCAUGGGAUUCAAAAUUUAAGAGUGGUUGAUGCCAGUGUGAUGCCGGCAGUAACGUCGGGGCAUACAAAUGCUCCCACUUUUAUGAUAGCAGAAAAGGCUGCAGAUAUGAUCAAAGAAGAUUGGGGUAAAUGGAGAUGACCUGCUGCGGUACCAGAUAUUGAUUAGUUGAUUUUCUGUCACGACAUUCGAGGCAGAAUACUUUGGUGAAAUAUGUGAAAUUAACAUUGCCAGUAUUUAAUGUGUUACGAUAAUCUAAUCAAGGUGAAAAAUAGUAGAAGCGAACUUUUUUUCGGCGACUAUUAUAUUUAUAUGACUUUAAAUAUUUCGAUUUAUAAAAAUAAGUAGUUGAUAAUAAGAAAUUCGGAAAUAUCGUCAAAAUAAUUAUUACCACUUGGGUGUCUCCGAGGGCUUUAAUCAUUCUGGGAUUCAGGUUCCAGAGUAUCACAGGCAAAGUUUUUCAAUUCCUAGAGUUGAUCAGACAUACGUCAAAAUAAGUCGUAACGUAACUUUCUAUUCUUCGUAAGUUUCCAACUGAGCUAUUAGGUUUGACAGAUACACAUGUAACAGUAAUAUACAUGCAUUUAUGUAUGAAACCAAAGACACCGAUUUAUUAAUUUCAUAAUUCAAAUUAAAUUUUAAACGCCUUAGACCAUACUUGCGGCAAUCGCGGCAUUAAUGACCUGAUAUGUCAAAUUUAGUGUAGGCGUUUAAAUCUGUAGAAUAAUCACUGUAGGUAUUUGAUGUUGCGGUAGAUAACUUGGACAGCAAAUAUACGAUAUUACGUUAUUUAUGUUUAUACAUAACACUCUAAUAUUGAUUCGUAUAAUACUUACAUGUUUGAGGAUAUAAUGUAAUUGAGUGUCCUCAAUGGUCAAUUGCACUAGAUAUUUUGUUAAAAACAAGGCUAGGUAAUACGACCGUCAUAUUGAAACAUAAUAAAAAUAAUUUAGAACUCAUUUAUGAGUCGAAUUCGUGCACACUGCAGAGUGUAUAAUACAGCUGCCAUAUAAUGUGCGCCAUUUAAUCGUUGACAUUGAUAUAAAGAAGACUGAAGGCCGGGUGUAAGUGUUACAGGGAGGCAACAACAGUCGCGGUAGACACCAAGUUACACGGAACAGGGUUUUUUUUUAGAACCUAGGACAUAGACUUACAAACCACAAACGGGUGACAGAAGGGGAACAAAAAAUAGCUGUCCAUUAUGUUUAAGGGGUAGUAAUAAAUUCCUUGGAUGAAGUACAAAGGUGAUGUACUAUGGGAUUUACUCUAGGAUGGCUGACUUCCUAAAGACACAAACUGUGAUGAAAUAAUAAGUUAAUAACUAUUUAUUGACAAUUAUUAUGUGUGUCCUCAAUUAAUUAUUAAUAAGGAAUAAAUCACGUAAUUUAUUUUGUAUUUUUAAGUAGAAAAUGUUUUAAGUGGGGUAUAAAAUAUUCUCAUGUGUGUUUCUAACAGAAACACAAGCAGUUUUAAACCAAAUAUACAAAUGCCAUAAA
Leguminivora glycinivorella is the source of this 3317-nucleotide messenger RNA. Its product is annotated as glucose dehydrogenase [FAD, quinone]-like. The coding region runs from base 94 to 1962 and encodes 622 amino acids. NCBI's taxonomy places the organism in Eukaryota, Metazoa, Arthropoda, Insecta, Lepidoptera, Tortricidae. Gene Ontology annotation, molecular function: oxidoreductase activity, acting on CH-OH group of donors; flavin adenine dinucleotide binding. The record is from RefSeq and is a predicted model, not a curated record. The transcript is spliced from 2 exons.